Messenger RNA from Prionailurus viverrinus (fishing cat), 4203 nucleotides. It is a transcript of the gene EIF4E2, whose product is annotated as eukaryotic translation initiation factor 4E family member 2. The transcript is spliced from 8 exons. Gene Ontology annotation, molecular function: RNA 7-methylguanosine cap binding; translation initiation factor activity. The record is from RefSeq and is a predicted model, not a curated record. Lineage: Eukaryota; Metazoa; Chordata; Mammalia; Carnivora; Felidae. Gene Ontology annotation, biological process: translational initiation. Bases 819 to 1556 code for a protein of 245 amino acids. Gene Ontology annotation, cellular component: cytoplasm; eukaryotic translation initiation factor 4F complex.
CUGUGGCGCCUAGUGGCUGCUCAGUUACGGAAUUCUCCGUCUUCCUGAGGCUCCUUCCCACUUCCUUUCUCCUCCCCCUUUUCCCUUCUUCCAACACACUCACCAGGAGCUUCUGUUUUCUUGCCCCGCGAGCGUACUUGCCAUUGCCCCCUUCUCCCAUUUCUGUAUGUACCCUAUCUGGUUCCUCGGUCCAGCAUCAGACAAUUGGAAAUGCAAAAAGGACAUGCAGAGUAUUUUUGCAUGUUUCCCCUCUAGCGAUUUGUAUCUUGAGGUAGUUCUUACCUCUCUUCCAGACGUCUAGGAAAUCUGUCUGAGCCCCAGAGACCUAGGUUUCCAGCCCCAGACCCGCCAGUUACCAGUUAUUUGACAGUAGAAGAGUUACCCGGCCAUUGUUACCUAAACCACGUUAGUGGUUAGUGCCCGGCUGCUGCUCUGAGUGUGGUAAGGACCACAUCACACUCAGCAGUGCUUAAAGGUACAUUGGUAAUUGCUAAUAGUGAGGAAUAAACGUAAAGUGGAAUCGCUGUUGAUUUAGGUUGUGACCCGCUGCUGAUGGGACUUUGGGUUUUUUCCGGUACAAUGAGUGCUGGUUUGCAAAUUGAGGAGUCCUAGAUUCCAGCACUCUCCGCAGCUCCUCGGGAAUGUCUCCUGGUUGCUGAGAAGUCUCUGCUGCUUGGAAGAAGUCUUUGGCUGAACGUUUCCCCAGCCUGCUGCUUAGCUGAGCCCAUUUCAGUAGGAAUGGCCACCCUGCCCUCCGCUCCCCUAUGUAUACCCCUCGUCUUCAUCUCUGCAGCACCUAACUCCGGAUCUAAGUCCCUAUGGGAUUCUGCAAAUCCUAUAGCUGUUCUUCCACUGAAUUGAACAGAUUGAAAGACGAUGACAGUGGGGACCAUGAUCAGAAUGAAGAAAACAGCACACAGAAAGAUGGUGAGAAGGAAAAAACAGAACGAGACAAGAGUCAGGGCAGCAGUAAGAGGAAGGCUGUUGUCCCUGGACCAGCAGAGCAUCCCCUGCAGUACAACUAUACUUUCUGGUACUCCAGAAGAACCCCCGGCCGUCCCACUAGCUCACAGAGCUAUGAACAGAAUAUCAAACAGAUUGGCACCUUUGCCUCUGUGGAGCAGUUCUGGAGGUUUUACAGCCACAUGGUCCGUCCCGGGGACCUGACAGGCCACAGCGACUUCCAUCUCUUCAAAGAAGGAAUUAAACCUAUGUGGGAGGAUGAUGCAAAUAAAAAUGGUGGCAAGUGGAUUAUUCGGCUGCGGAAGGGCUUGGCAUCCCGUUGCUGGGAGAAUCUCAUCCUGGCCAUGUUGGGGGAACAGUUCAUGGUUGGGGAGGAGAUCUGUGGGGCUGUGGUCUCUGUCCGGUUUCAGGAGGACAUUAUUUCAAUAUGGAAUAAGACUGCCAGUGACCAAGCAACCACAGCCCGAAUCCGGGAUACGCUUCGGCGAGUGCUUAACCUACCUCCCAACACCAUUAUGGAGUACAAAACCCACACCGACAGCAUCAAGGCCUGGGAGGAGUUUCAUGGCCUGGUGAACAGCAGCGGCCGCUGAUCGGACGCUCCCCUCUGUCUCUCACACUCAGGGGACAAUUCAAGCUUUCGAAAUACAAAAAUCACAUUGUGAAAGUACACGAGCUGGCAAUAAUCCUUUUCUGUAUGUGUGUGUUUGUCCGCAAUGGAUGGGAGGUCUCCAGCCGGUCCUUCCAUCUGCUCACUGAAGGGACGUCCCCGAGCCGUGUGCUCCCCUUUUGCACUCAUUCCUGGAGGACAGAUUCCGCUAGACACCCUCCAGCAUCGCUGACUUUAUAAAGCGGAAAAACAGAAAACGUGACUUUGUAAUAGACAAAACUUUUUUUUUAAUGGGGUUCUGUGGGGGGGUGGAGUUCAGCCUUUUGUUUUGCUGUGUGCGGUCCAGAUGCCUGUCGGGCGUUCUGUGUGCUCUCCUCUGCUGUACGAAGGGCAUCGUGACCACGUGUACAAGCCAGAGCUGUCGACCGAGAGUUGUCAGUAUUAUGAAUGUCUGUGCGUCCAGGAAAAGCUUUUUGUUGGAGAGUCCCGGAAUGGCUAUAAAUGCUCUCUUCUAGCUCUGCCAUUAAGUUAUUGGGCCAUUUUGUUUAUUUCUCUCCCCUUUUCCCCCAAGCCCACCAUUUUCUGAAAAUGUGUUAACUGAUUUUGUAUAGUCUCCUGCCUUAUGCCCUCCAGUUCUACCCUCCUGUGGGACUCUUUCUUCUUAGGCACUGCUGCACUUAGAAUUUUAAUCCAGUGGGCCACACUGGUUUCACCGAGGCAGCUCAGAAGGUAUGCCUUGGUAAAUCAAACUGGCGCAGAAUCCAGUUUGAUUAGGAGCUAGGUUAUAAUAGCGGUUCCAAGUGCAGGAUUUGGAGCUGAGGGCAAUGUCUGAAACCAGAUGAGCAGGGCCUGUGUGUCCAGCCUGCUGCAUGACCCUCGUUGAGGAAGGGAAGCAAAAGCUUGGUUGUUGCCCAGUGUGAACACUUAAUAUGGUAAAUUCUAUGAUCCCAAAACUGGGGCAUCUGAAGAGAAGGUGACCGUGAUGGGUGGCUUUCUUUGCAUGGCUGUGCCUGUCUGCAGUGGUUGAGGAAACCUGCUUUCGGUCCUUGUCACCUGGUAGAUAAUGCUAGUAAUGCGUGCUGACCCAUGACGUCCAGACAGAAACCUCUGACAGGCCACUGCAAGCAUGCUUUAAAAAAGACCAGUCAGGCAUCAGAGAAGCCUGGUGAUCUGACUCCAGAAGGACUGAAGUCAGAGAGGUCAAAAGAGCACCUAGGAUUGAAAUCAGUACUGAGUACGAGUCCCACAGCAGCCUGCAGGGAGCGCUGUCUUACUUGGCUCUUGUGAGCAGAGAUCGCAGUACCUUAAAUUAAGGCCUCUCCUAAAACCUGUCCUUGCCGGCCAGGGCCUUCGCCACCUGGUCUCAGAGAAGUCCUAGGAGAGUAAUAGGCGUUUCCUUAUUGUAUUUAUAUUACUCUCUUCCUACUUUCCGAGUCCUGAACCCCCUCUAAUUACCACUGUCUUGGGAUGCUUUUUCCCGAAAGAAUGGGAGUGCAGGAGCCAAAAGGGAGGUGCUUCCAUUACAGGUGAAGUUAGAUCGGAUAAGAAGAUCUAGCCAUGAUUUAAACUCCAGGAGUAUGAAGAAUGAAUUGUAGUGCCCAGAUAAUUGUGAAGGGCUCAGGCAAACAGAGGAGCAACAUUGGCUAAAAUGGGGAGCGAAGGCUGCCUCCUUGAGUAUUUGUCUAGACCCCAGGGAGGGCUUCACGUUUGCCUACACUCAGAUUUGCCGUGAGAAUUCCAAAGAGAGCAGGCAUUUGGAUUUGCCCUCCUUGGGGCAUCUACCUGUUGUGUGUGUGCAAGCAGGUGCGUAUGUGUGUGAUGUGUUCGUGAGGGAGGGUUCUGUCAGGCUGAGUGCUUGGGUGUACUGUCCAUAGUUUUGCGCUUUUUUUUUUUUUUUUUUUUUUGUCUCGUUCAGAUUUUUCAAUCUCUCGUGUUUUCUAGAACCGCUCAUGUUUUCCUUCUUCCUUGGCAUUGCAGUAUUUGAAAGUUAUCUUUUCCCAUCAAAAGAUGCUGGCCCUGUGCUGGUCAGAACGAGAGUUAUUUCUCUCAGGCAGCGUCUUACCCGCAGGGCUCUCCCGGAUAUUCUGUCCAGCAGUUUUAAGUGGGAGGUUGAAGAGUCAGUUUAGCCAAACCACCCAUUUUCCAAACUGGCUUGAGAGGUCCUUUUACUUCCUUUUGACUCCAUGGGCCUCUGCUACACUGCAGUAUGACACGGCAGUGGUUAUGGUAUCACCUACCCUGGGGACAAAGCGGGCAAAAGGUGCGCCCAGACCAACCUCACCAACGUGGUAGGUUGCUGCCUGGAGAUGGGGAGUCACCUUCCACUUUGCACAGGUGGGCUGUUGUCCCCUGACCCCUCUGCUGGAUUUUCCGUUUGAAAUUGGCCCCUACUCUCGAGGGCUCUUCUCAUUUUAUCCUUCUAUUCAUGUGUGUGGGGUUUUUUUUUUUUUUCCUGUGACCUUGGCAGUGGCAAUAAUUAUCCACCUAGAGAGAAGCUUGUGGUCCGCGAUGCUCCAAGAAUGAACUUCCAAGAAUUUGCCAGUGGAGGGGCAGAGGCUGUGACAAAGUGAUUUAGUGUUGCACUUUCAGAGCGAUUGUCUACUGCAGUAAUAAAUGAAAACUAUCCGCAA